Fonsecaea erecta is the source of this 1554-nucleotide messenger RNA. RefSeq lists its product as hypothetical. The record is from RefSeq and is a predicted model, not a curated record. The transcript is spliced from 2 exons. NCBI's taxonomy places the organism in Eukaryota, Fungi, Ascomycota, Eurotiomycetes, Chaetothyriales, Herpotrichiellaceae. Gene Ontology annotation, biological process: lipid metabolic process. Bases 1 to 1554 code for a protein of 517 amino acids. Gene Ontology annotation, molecular function: phosphoric diester hydrolase activity.
AUGCUUCAAUAUUCGCCCUCUGCCAUCCGGCUCUUCCGCAACGACUCAAGUUCCUCGUCCACCGACGAAUCAUCAGCCAGUGCUGAGCGUGUACCUUUCUUGACGCAGGAACAGACCUUUAUAAAGUGCCCAGAUCUGGAAGAUGGCGCUUUCUCAGAUUCCGCCACCGCUACCGCCGCCGCAGUCAGCCCCAACGCCCUGAAAGGGCCCACAGUCACCUGCCUGCAAAGUUCGUCUUCUUUCGACCAACGCAGUUCUGAUUUCUCUUCCAGAUGGCGCUGGACAGAGACGCUGCCGGUGCUGAACAAUCUGUUGGGUGGGUAUCGUACGGUGGUGCAUAAGGGGCACGUUGUCGACAGAACCUCAUUACACAAAUCCAUCCCGACCACACCGCUCAGGAGAGUGCUACGCCUCCUGGCCCUGACGCUGAUGUUAUUGGGAAUUCUUGAAUUCAUUGCACUGGCAUGCGGCCUCGUCCUGUCCUUCUUCCCCGACGAUGCAGACGACGAAUUCGACGCAUGGAACCCCUCGAAGAGUGCCUCCCGCGAGCUGGGACACUGGCCCACCGAUUUCUCUGCCGAUAUCCAACCCGUGGCCUGCCAUUCACAUAAUGACUACUGGCGCAAAGAACCUUUGUUUUCAGCCCUCGAGGCUGGCUGCACAGGAGUGGAGGCAGAUGUGUGGCUCUACGAUCAAGAUCUAUACGUGGGACAUUCCACAGCGUCUUUGACACCAGAGCGGACGCUCCGCAGCUUGUACAUCAACCCAUUGGUGAAAAUUCUCGAUCAGCAAAAUCCUCAUACAUCAUUCCACCCCUCGCUGGACAACCCCCGGAAUGGCGUUUUCGACACCAAACCCUCUCAGUCCCUGGUCCUCCUGAUAGAUUUCAAGAAUGAGGGCCACAGGAUUUGGCCAUAUGUCUCUGCACAGCUCCAACCUCUACGAGAGCGGAGAUUCCUCAGUUACUUCAACGGCACCGACGUUGUUGAUGGGCCCAUCACGGUGGUUGUCACCGGAAAUGCACCCUGGGAUGAGGUGGUGGCCAACGAGACAUAUCGCGAUAUGUUCUUUGACGCACCGCUUGACUUGAUGGGAAAGCUGACUGACAGCAAUGCCGCUGCCGAGGCCCCCAUUGACACCCAAGGCGGUGAGCUGGACGAGCGGUGGGGUCAAAAUCAGGGCCAAGGCCGCUCCGGUGCCGCGCCUACAGAUCCUGCAGUCUACUCCCGAGCCAACUCAUACUACGCCUCGGUAUCGUUCAACUCGGCCAUCGGCUGGCCCUGGCGUGGCCGCCUUUCUCGUCGUCAGCUCGAAAUGAUGCGGAAGCAGAUCGCGGGCGCUCACGCACAGGGUCUCAAAGUCAGGUACUGGAGCGUACCCAGCUGGCCCCGAGGCAUGAGAAACUAUCUCUGGCGAACCAUAGUCAGAGAAGGAGUGGAUUAUUUGAACGUGGACGAUUUGAAAUCGGCCACCACAGGUGAUUGGAAUUGGGACAAGAAAGGUCCUUGGUUCAGUGGGCCAUGGAAGUUCUGGCCCUCCAAGGCUGUUCCAUGA